This is a messenger RNA of Closterium sp. Naga37s-1, 522 nucleotides long. NCBI's taxonomy places the organism in Eukaryota, Viridiplantae, Streptophyta, Zygnematophyceae, Desmidiales, Closteriaceae. The record is from the annotation of a GenBank genome assembly.
AUGAUCAGGUGCGGGUCUGAUCGGGAUUGGGAAGCCCCCUUUGGGCCAAUGUGCCGCUCUUCCUGUUGGGCUGAUCCUCUGACACAAGUUGCUCCUUACCUCAAGGUGCGUCCAGGCUGCUCUACUUCCAGUGCGGCCUGCUGGGACCCCUCCGCCUCUCCUGCUCAACUACCACAGUUCCUUCUCUCUCUUUCUCCAUUUCCUCCCACUCAUGAUGCCUGCAGGCUCUACUUCCAGUGCGGCCUGCGCACGUCCCACGCCUGCCCCGCACGCCGCACGGUGGACCUCAGCUGCUGGGACCCCUCCGCGCCUCUGGUGCUCAACUACCACUGCACGCACAACCACUUGCCGCACUACCACGCCGCUGGUGCUGCUACCACUCCUGCGCCACUGCCCAAGGACCGCGCAGUCAAGAAUUGCUUGGUCCGAGCGAUCAAGCGCGCUGUUGUCAAGGAGGAAGCAACGACGGCAAAGAGCGCUGGCGCUGCUAUUGCAGUCAGCACUGGCGGAAGGAGAAUCUGA